Cariama cristata (Red-legged seriema) is the source of this 1401-nucleotide messenger RNA. RefSeq names its product proteasome (prosome, macropain) 26S subunit, non-ATPase, 14 (gene PSMD14). Gene Ontology annotation, biological process: proteasome-mediated ubiquitin-dependent protein catabolic process; protein deubiquitination. Gene Ontology annotation, cellular component: proteasome regulatory particle, lid subcomplex. The record is from RefSeq and is a predicted model, not a curated record. Gene Ontology annotation, molecular function: proteasome binding; metallopeptidase activity; protein binding. NCBI's taxonomy places the organism in Eukaryota, Metazoa, Chordata, Aves, Cariamiformes, Cariamidae. The transcript is spliced from 12 exons. Bases 144 to 1076 code for a protein of 310 amino acids.
CAGACAAAAAUAUUAUCAAAAUACUUUUUGCUGACUUUGGAAGGAAAGGAAGAAGGAGACCUGCUGGCAUCAUCAUUAUAGUCAAAAAGUAGGAGCUGCUGCUGAGUUUGUUGUGCAGUCACCUCUUGCUGAGCAUCAGAAAUAUGGAUAGACUUCUGCGACUUGGAGGAGGUAUGCCUGGGCUGGGACAGGGACCACCAACAGAUGCUCCCGCAGUUGAUACAGCGGAACAGGUUUAUAUCUCUUCCCUUGCACUGCUGAAAAUGCUGAAGCAUGGUCGUGCUGGUGUCCCUAUGGAAGUUAUGGGUCUGAUGCUCGGGGAAUUUGUUGAUGAUUACACCGUGAGAGUGAUUGAUGUGUUUGCAAUGCCACAGUCAGGAACGGGUGUCAGUGUGGAGGCAGUUGAUCCUGUAUUUCAAGCAAAAAUGUUGGAUAUGCUGAAACAGACAGGAAGACCUGAGAUGGUAGUUGGUUGGUAUCAUAGUCACCCUGGCUUUGGCUGUUGGUUGUCUGGUGUAGAUAUCAAUACUCAGCAGAGCUUUGAAGCCUUGUCAGAAAGAGCUGUUGCUGUGGUGGUGGAUCCCAUUCAGAGUGUGAAAGGAAAGGUUGUUAUCGAUGCCUUCAGAUUGAUCAAUGCUAAUAUGAUGGUCUUGGGACAUGAACCAAGACAAACAACUUCAAAUCUGGGUCACUUGAACAAGCCAUCUAUCCAGGCACUAAUUCAUGGACUAAACAGACAUUACUAUUCCAUCACCAUCAACUACAGGAAGAAUGAACUAGAACAGAAGAUGUUGCUAAAUUUGCAUAAGAAGAGUUGGAUGGAAGGUUUGACGCUUCAGGACUACAGUGAACAUUGCAAACUCAAUGAAACAGUAGUGAAGGAGAUGUUAGAAUUAGCUAAGAAUUAUAACAAGGCUGUUGAAGAAGAAGAUAAGAUGACACCUGAACAGCUGGCAAUAAAAAAUGUUGGCAAGCAGGACCCCAAACGUCAUUUAGAAGAGCAUGUGGAUGUGCUGAUGACUUCGAAUAUUGUCCAGUGUUUAGCUGCUAUGUUGGAUACAGUUGUAUUUAAAUAACCGAUUUACUGUUUGUGAUGCUUUCUGUGUAUAUUUGUUUAUUGUUUCUAAUACUCACAAAACAGAGACUGUUGAGGCUAUAUUUGAUUAAACAGAGACAUCUGACUUCAUUUGCAGUGUAAGUGCAGCACUAUAACACCUUUCAGUCUCUAAUUGUGCAGUUGCUUCAGUUACUUUAUGUCAGGGUCUUUACAAAUUCCAAAGCAUUCAAGAACACAAUGUGGGCAAAAGUGUAUUACAUUUUCAUUUAAUAUUUGGGGGAAAAAUCAGUAGUACAUAUAUAUUUUGAUUGUUGCAACAUAAUAAAAAUACAUUUACAAACCUG